Messenger RNA from Elgaria multicarinata webbii, 2322 nucleotides. RefSeq names its product Cbp/p300 interacting transactivator with Glu/Asp rich carboxy-terminal domain 4 (gene CITED4). Bases 263 to 910 code for a protein of 215 amino acids. Gene Ontology annotation, molecular function: transcription coactivator activity. Gene Ontology annotation, biological process: regulation of DNA-templated transcription. Gene Ontology annotation, cellular component: nucleus. Lineage: Eukaryota; Metazoa; Chordata; Lepidosauria; Squamata; Anguidae. The record is from RefSeq and is a predicted model, not a curated record. The transcript is spliced from 2 exons.
GAGGCGGAGGUGCGGGCGUUGGGAUUGAUGCGGCCGGGUUGGGGACGGUUUCGCAAGCAGCGGGCAGCCUGGCCGGCUGGUUGGGCGGACUAGCAGCUGCAGGAGCAGCCGGAGCCCCGGCAGCCGUGAUCGCGGCGUGCAAAGCAAACGACGAGCCGACGACGCUUUUGUUCUGCCGAGCUGACUUUCCCGCAGCCAGGGCGAUUUGCGAGUUUCGCAACCUUCCCUUGGGAUCGCCGCCUUUCGGAGGGCCCAGGUCACGAUGGCCGAUCACAUGAUGAUGUCGAUGAGCCACGGCGUGAACGGGCUACAGGGCUACCGGAUAGGGAUGCCUGGGAUGACGGCUGCCCCGCCACAGCAUGGGCAGCACGUGCUAAGGACGCUCCCUGCUAACCACCCGAUGAUGCAGUACGGCGGCGGGGGCCCCAUGGACGGAGGGAUGAGGCCUCGGCCCGGCAUGAAUGGACAAAUGGGUCACCAUCAGGUGCCAAGCGCCAUGAUGUUCAGCAAUCCCAGCCAACAGCAGCAGCAGCAGCAGCAACAGCAGCAGCAAUACAUGACAUCCGUCGGCACGCAGCAACUCAUGGCUAGCAUGCACUUACAGAAACUCAACACCCAGUACCAGGGACAUCCUCUCAUGGGUAUGAACAACGGGCCCGUUGGGGCAGGGGUGCAGCAGUACAGGAUGGGGCCGGGCCAGCACCCCGGUAUGCCACACCUACCCUCCCCUGCAUUGACCUUGAACGUUAUGGACACGGAGCUGAUCGACGAAGAGGUCUUGACGUCGUUGGCCAUGGAGCUGGGCUUGGACCGAGUACAAGAGUUACCCGAGCUCUUCCUGGGACAGAACGAGUUUGACUUCAUCUCGGACUUUGUCAGCAAGCAGCAGCCCAGCGCAAUCAGUUGCUGAGCGGCUGUUCUGGGAAGCUGGUGCUUCUUCUACACUGCCCUCCCCUGCAAACAAACAGACAAAAUUUCUUUCUCUCCCCCAUGCAGGGUUUCUUAGCUCGUCCCUUCCCAAAAACACAACGGACAAUCAUUGGAGGCUUUCUUCUUUUCUUUUUGGCUUGCACUGCAUUGCUCCUUCUCACGGGGGAGCUGUUCUUUGUUUUUUGGGAGGGUGGGGGGAUGAAUGAAAGGCUUUUGCAGAUGGAAUGAAAUGGCAGCUACAGAAUGUCUGUCUCCAAGGAAAGGAAAUGGGCCUCUUUUCUUGCCUGCUCCCCAACAACUGUCUGUGUUUGGACUACAAAGGGGAGGAUGGGUGCGGAAACCCACCACACCGAUGGCUUUGCUGAGGAAAUCUGUGAGCUCCUUUUGAACACACCUUUCUAUUGGGUGGGCGUUGGUGGUUUUAACCAUCCUCCCACUGAAAGGCGAUUGGUGGGAGGUAAUCUGGCUUGCUCCAUCACUGCCUCCCUGCUCUUCAAUACUGUGAAAUUCAGCAACCAGUCCGUCUCCUUUCUUGAGAUCAUUAGCCUCAGGUUGGGUUUUUGUUCUGUAUCUCCCACGCCCCCCACCCCACCCCCAACAAACCUACGUUUCAAAUUUCAUUCCAUUUUUUUUCCUUUCAAAAAGUAAAUUUAGCAGUCAAAAUGUUCAGGGGUAGGUACCAGAGUGAGAUUCUUGUCUUGGACAGGUGUAAGGGACCAGCCUCUUUUGAAGCUAUGUCACUUGUGGCUGGUGCGGAAAGCCAAGAAAUCGGUAUAAGAAGGUUAUUGUCUAACUUUCAGACUACUACAAAUGAGCUUUAAGCUGCCAUCCAGCCCUUUUUCUGCCUCUGAAACCAAAUAAAAUCCUCAUAAUUGUGUAUAUUACUGAUUUUUUUAAAAAAAAAGAAAAAAAAAUCUUAUUUAUCUCAUGUGUUCCUAAAUCCUUAUUUAUUUGGAAGGGCUUGACUAUUAUUUGCCUUUUGAGAUUAUUGGGAAAGGGCUAAAGAUAACACUUAAGUGCAUGUCUCCCCCAAACUUUUUUGCUACCCAAGAGCAGCGUAUAUGGGGGUUGCAAAUAUAUAUAUAUAAAAAAAACACGGAAUAAAAGAGAUUCACACUCUGUCUGUCCGUUUCUCCUAGGGCUUGAUUUUAUUUUUAAAAAAAGCCUAAUUGUGUUUUUUCCAAAAAAAAAAAAGUUUGGUGUGGACUAGCAGCUUGGCUCCCUUUUUGGUCUCGUUUCCAAAUGCUUUGGGAAAGUGGAAAGUUCAAUACAGCAACUCGAGUGCUGUUGCUGCCCCCUCUUAUUGCAAGUGCGCAGUAGCACAUCGUUGAUCGAUGAAGUGAGAAUGUACAGAUGAUUUUUUUUUUCAAAUAAAAGAUAAACCCUCUGAAA